AUGACCUCUGUGAGUGCGAAACACCGUGGCCGCGCGGUGCAAGCGGGUGCCCUUCGCGAAGACGUGCUGUCACCGCUGUAUGAGGAGGAAGGUCAACUGCUCGCUCACGUCGCACUCGCCCGCUUCUUCUGCAAGCCCAUCGACCGUCUCAGUGGGCAGAUGAUGGACGUGGAUCCUGUGUCGCCAGGAACAUCAAGCAGUGUUGACGCGGGUGCUGGGCCUUCGAACUUUGGAGCCCAUCGUGUCGCGAGACGCAAACUCAACGAGCUCGACACCAGUGCGAUCAUCCGCGAUGUCAAGCGAUCAUCGGAUCUCCCUAUGGCCGAACGAUUGAACGUCCAUCAGGGGGUGAUCGCGCGGCUCAUCAACGAGGUCGCGAGAUUGCGGGGUGCCCUUCAGGCGACGAAGAAGAAACGUGCUCGGUAUGGGGGUGAUGAAGAUGAUUGA
Messenger RNA from Fomitopsis serialis, 447 nucleotides. RefSeq lists its product as uncharacterized. Bases 1 to 447 code for a protein of 148 amino acids. Lineage: Eukaryota; Fungi; Basidiomycota; Agaricomycetes; Polyporales; Fomitopsidaceae. The record is from RefSeq and is a predicted model, not a curated record. The transcript is spliced from 5 exons.